Molecule: messenger RNA, 1002 nt
Organism: Eremothecium gossypii ATCC 10895
Lineage: Eukaryota; Fungi; Ascomycota; Saccharomycetes; Saccharomycetales; Saccharomycetaceae
Gene: AIM39
Product: Aim39p
Exons: 1
Coding region: 1-1002 (333 amino acids)
Source: RefSeq, marked provisional
AUGAUCAGGCUACUUGGGCUGACAACUCGAAGAGUUGCCGUGCGUACGCCGGUGACCGCUCUCUAUAGCACUGGCAAACCAAUCGACCCCAAGCAUAUAUUCACAGAUCCCCAGACGAACCGCAUACGAGAUCCGCCGAAUUACUUCCAGAAGGGCCGCGGCCGCGGUACAGAGGAUGCUCCGCUUCCUGCGGACAUGCACUACGGGAUGGGUGCGCAGGAGGCGGUGUCAGAAGCCAUAGGAGCAUCAAUCAGACAGCAGCGGGCGCGCAAGCGGCGCGGUAUCCUGCUCGCACUUGUGGUAGCAGUUUUCGGCACGGUAUUUGGCUACUCGAUCGGGUACCGGGUGUUUUACAAACACAGCGAGUCGUUCCUGCCUUUGUGGCCGGCUAAGCGCUCGCGCCCGCUCAGCGAGAAGGACGCCGCCAAUCUGCGGGUAGCAGAGGUCAAGCGCAUGGCGGAGUUCCGCGUCUUUGAGCGCCUCUCUAUGCAUAAGAUGAUCAAGGAGCAGUUUGGCGUCCCCUUGCACACGCAGGACGGCAAGAAGCCGGAAACAAAUGUAUUUGUGCUGUGGUGCGAGGACCAGGAUCCCUGUAUCACAGGGCUACUGUUUAGACCAUCGGGCAGCCAUGCCCCAGACCAUGGCCAUACUUGGCACGACUUCCUUGGCCUCGUCCAGUGGCGGGUCACCCAUCGUCCCGUGAGCAUCCGCAAUGCUGCAGAACGCGUACUAAAUUUCAUUGGUCUUGGGACAUCCGAUCUCUUUCAAAUGGUGGAUCCGAGUAAGGUUUAUGGCGACUUCAAGUACGAGUUUCCCUUGCCGAAGCGGAACGAUAACGAUCACGCGAUGCACAUUUGUUUCCUGGGCGAAAUGCCGCUGGGACCGGACUCCCUAGUCGUCUACCGGGGCAAAUACCACGUUGGCGUGCGCCUGGACCAGGUGGAUCUGUUCCGUAGAGAGGAUGGCAAGCUAAUUCGCUACGUAUUAUAUAAAAACAGCUGA